AUGGUACUCUCUCGUUACUUCACACAGCCUAAUGUAAUUCAUUUCUCAUGCAAGUUGGAUGAAGGAACUUACAAAUUUGAAGAGUACGCGCCACCUUUUGCCAAGAAGGUAGUGAGCAAAACCCAAUCUCUUAUCAAGAAGGCAUCUCAAAUAGCCUAUGAUUUAGCAGAGGAAACCAAGGUUGGUGGUCUGGGUGCUGCCCUUUCCUGUUCUGGGACGAUGUUCAAGCAUUUUGCCAUAAGCCAAUUGGUCAUCGUGUGGUACAAAGUUGACCAUUAUCCAGCCUUGCAUAGAGCGACACAAAUGGCUGUGCCAACAACUGUAUACUUGUCCGAGAAGUACAACAAAUUGGUUGAGGACAUGACAGCAAAAGGUUGUAGUGUAUUUGGCUAUCUACCAUUAGUUCCUAUUGAAGAAAUGGCCAAAGCUUAUAAGCAGGUAGAGACAGCCGCAGCUAAGAAGGAAGAUGCUAGUACUAGUAGCUCGAGUGAAAGUGAAUCAGACAAGGAAUAG
Messenger RNA from Fraxinus pennsylvanica, 513 nucleotides. The record is from the annotation of a GenBank genome assembly. NCBI's taxonomy places the organism in Eukaryota, Viridiplantae, Streptophyta, Magnoliopsida, Lamiales, Oleaceae.